GCCAUUUGCCAUCAUCUUCUUUCAGAUUCAUAUUUGAUGCAGAGAACUUGCGUAGCAAAUGAACUUGUUGUGCCAUGAAAACUUACUGAACCGCUUUCGAUUCAUCUAAACUUCAGUCUGCAAACAUUUCAAAUAGUUUGUUAGCUUGAGAGGGUUUAGCAAUCACUGUACAAUCAAAUCAUUACAGGACUCAUAAUAUCGUAAGCUGGAUACAAAAAGCUGGAGCUCCCAUUUGAAUUUGUACUGCUUGUAUCCACAAUUCCUGACGCUUAUAUUAAGCAUUAAAUUGCACAAUUGUAUCAAAAAAUUAUAAGAAAUGUGAGGCCUUUGGUGUUGUGUGUCAUGAUUCCAAAAGUUGGAAGUUGGGUCGUGAUUUUUGAUCGAGUAAAUGUAGAUCUGAAAACACAUCAUAAAUUUAGCUAUGCUUAUGAAUAGGAGGAUUUUCUCUCCUUUGGCUAAGGUUUGCCACUUAUUCAUGACCAUUUUCUUUCUUUCUUUCUGUUUAUGAACAGAAGCAUUUUCAAAAUAGGAUAGGGAGUAGUAUUUACACUGGCUUGAAACGAACUAUUCGUAUAUUAUCAAAUUUAGGAUCUUCCAAGCUCCAGUCUCCACUCCAAUGGCGUCGGCACUGGCUUGCUUUCCGGCGAACUCUGUAACUACCAUAACCCAUAUCUCCCAAUUCCCAGAAAAUCCCAAAACUUUGAUUCUACAGCAAUGCAAAACUCCCAAAGAUCUCCACCAAGUCCACGCGCACCUCGUCAAAACUCGCCGUCUUCUCGACCCCACCAUUACGGAAGCGGUUCUCGAGUCCGCGGCUUUACUCCUUCCCAACACCAUAGAUUACGCCCUUUCGAUUUUCAAUCAUAUCGACAGACCCGAAUCGUCGGCUUACAAUGUUAUGAUCAGGGGCCUUUCCUUCAAGCAAUCGCCUCAUAAUGCCUUCCUUCUGUUCAAGAAAAUGCAUGAAAACUCGGUAGAACACGACGGAUUCACUUUCUCUUGUGUCUUGAAGGCAUGCUCCAGAAUGAGAGCGCUGAGGGAAGGCGAACAGGUCCACGCGCAGAUUUUGAAAUCUGGGCGCAAGCCAAAUGAGUUUGUGGAGAACACCUUGAUCCAUAUGUACGCGAAUUGCGGGGAGGUUGGGAUUGCACGUCGGGUGUUUGAUGGAAUGUCUGAACGAGGCGUAAUUGCGUGGAAUUCAAUGUUGUCUGGUUAUACGAAGAAUGGGAUUUGGCAUGAGGUCGUGAAACUUUUUAAAAGAAUGCUGGAGUUGCAUAUUGAAUUUGAUGAUGUUACAAUGAUCAGCGUGCUGAUGGCUUGUGGAAGAUUGGCUGACCUAGAAUUGGGUGAGUUGAUUGGUGAGUAUAUAGUGUCAAAAGGGCUAACAGGAAACCGUAGUUUAACAACUUCGCUGAUUGAUAUGUAUGCUAAAUGUGGUCGAGUUGAUACUGCUUGGAAGUUGUUCGACAAAAUGCAUAAAAGAGAUGUCGUUGCAUGGAGUGCAAUGAUAUCAGGCUAUGCUCAAGCCGACCGCUGUAAAGAAGCUCUUAAUCUGUUCCAUGAGAUGCAGAAGGCAAAAGUGGAUCCGAACGAGGUAACAAUGGUCAGUGUACUUUAUUCAUGCGCCAUGCUGGGAGCAUACGAAACCGGUAAGUGGGUUCAUUUCUACAUCAAAAAGAAGAAGAUGAAGCUCACUGUUACUCUUGGAACUCAGCUGAUAGAUUUCUAUGCUAAAUGCGGGUAUACAGAUAGCUCAGUUGAAGUUUUCAGGGAAAUGCCUAUCAGAAAUGUGUUUACAUGGACAGCAUUAAUUCAGGGCCUUGCCAAUAAUGGAGAGGGGAAACUGGCUCUCGACUUCUUCUCUUUGAUGCGAGAGAACAAUGUAAAGCCAAAUGAUGUAACUUUCAUUGGUGUUCUUUCUGCUUGUAGCCAUGCUUGUCUGGUCGAUCAGGGUCGUCAUCUUUUCAAUAGCAUGGGAAGAGAUUUUGAUAUUGAGCCAAGGAUUGAGCAUUACGGUUGCAUGGUUGAUAUUCUUGGGCGAGCUGGGUUACUUGAAGAAGCCUAUCAGUUCAUAGAUAACAUGCCCAUCCCACCCAAUGCUGUUGUCUGGAGGACACUUUUGGCUUCCUGCAGAGCUCAUAAAAAUGUAGAAAUGGCAGAAAAAUCAUUGGAACACAUAACUCAAUUGGAGCCUGCUCAUAGUGGAGAUUACAUUCUUUUAUCAAAUACUUAUGCUUUUGCUGGUAGGGUUGAGGAUGCACUGAGGGUAAGAUCUCUGAUAAAAGAGAAGGAGAUUAAGAAGACACCAGGUUGUAGUUUGAUUGAGCUUGAUGGUGUAGUACAUGAGUUUUUUUCUGAAGAUGGACAGCAUACUCACUCUAAGGAAAUACACAAUGCAUUAGACGAAAUGAUGAAACGGAUCAGAUUACUUGGAUACGUGCCCAACAUAGAGGAUGCUAGACUAGAGGCUGAGGAAGACAGUAAGGAAACUUCAGUGUCGCAUCAUAGUGAAAAGCUAGCCAUUGCUUAUGGUCUUAUUCGAACACCUCCUCGAACCAUCAUUAGAAUUUCAAAGAAUUUAAGGAUGUGCAGGGACUGUCACAAUGCAACAAAAGUUAUAUCGCGGGUCUUUGAUAGAACGAUCAUUGUUAGGGAUAGGAAUCGUUUUCAUCAUUUCAAAGACGGUCUUUGCUCCUGCAAUGACUAUUGGUGAGACCGAUGGUUUGUUGUUUGAGAGAAUUUGGAGGCAAGUCUCUUCUGAUCACUUGUGAUUGUUGUUUCGAUGAAUAAUCUGCACAAGAACAACAAUAGGGACUAUCAUGUUGAUGUUUACUGAGCCCAAUAAUAGGCUACUAAUUUGUUUAUAUA
Momordica charantia (bitter melon) is the source of this 2868-nucleotide messenger RNA. Lineage: Eukaryota; Viridiplantae; Streptophyta; Magnoliopsida; Cucurbitales; Cucurbitaceae. The record is from RefSeq and is a predicted model, not a curated record.